Apodemus sylvaticus (European woodmouse) is the source of this 515-nucleotide messenger RNA. It is a transcript of the gene Ndufa7, whose product is annotated as NADH:ubiquinone oxidoreductase subunit A7. The transcript has 4 exons. The record is from RefSeq and is a predicted model, not a curated record. Gene Ontology annotation, cellular component: mitochondrial inner membrane. NCBI's taxonomy places the organism in Eukaryota, Metazoa, Chordata, Mammalia, Rodentia, Muridae. Gene Ontology annotation, biological process: ATP synthesis coupled electron transport; mitochondrial electron transport, NADH to ubiquinone. Bases 63 to 404 code for a protein of 113 amino acids.
ACGCGGUUCCCAGGAACCCUCGGGGCAGAGUCGUCACCGGCGUCCUUCGGAGCGGAAGGAAUAUGGCGUCCGCUACUCGCGUUAUCCAAAAGCUGCGGAAUUGGGCGUCUGGGCAAGACCUGCAGGCGAAGCUGCAGCUGCGCUACCAGGAGAUCGCCAAGCGGACCCAGCCACCUCCUAAACUCCCCGUGGGACCUAGUCACAAGCUGUCGAACAAUUACUACUGUACUCGUGAUGGCCGCCGGGAAGUUGUGCCUCCCUCAGUCAUCAUGUCCUCACAAAAGGCCCUGGUGUCGGGCAAGACAGCUGAGAGUUCUGCAGUGGCAGGCACUGAGAAGAAGGCGGUGACACCUGCUCCUCCCAUGAGGAGGUGGGAGCUGUCCCAGGACCAGCCGUACCUGUGACCCUGCCCCAGCUGUCCCAGGCUACCAGGGCCUCGUGACUGCUCUUCCUCCUUGGAUUCCCUCGGGGAGAGUGUGACCUAAUUUAUAACAAAUACAUAGAUUGCCACAUUA